Molecule: messenger RNA, 654 nt
Organism: Penaeus chinensis
Lineage: Eukaryota; Metazoa; Arthropoda; Malacostraca; Decapoda; Penaeidae
Gene: RpL17
Product: 60S ribosomal protein L17-like
Exons: 5
Coding region: 70-624 (184 amino acids)
Biological process (GO): cytoplasmic translation
Cellular component (GO): cytosolic large ribosomal subunit; ribosome
Molecular function (GO): structural constituent of ribosome
Source: RefSeq, a predicted model, not a curated record
CUCGUCGCCGCCGCGAGAGCGCGCUGGUGCCCUUCCAACAUUGGCUCUUGGGCCUGAAACUGAGUCAAGAUGGUGCGGUACAGCACUGACCCCGAGAACACAACCAAGUCGGCGCGAGCCAAGGGAUCCAAUCUGAGAUGCAGUUUCAAGAAUACAUGCGAGACUGCCAAUAACAUCAAGAAGAUGCCCCUUUCUCGUGCUGUGCGUUACCUGAAGAAUGUUAUUCGUAAGAAGGAAUGUGUACCCUUCCGCGUCUUCAAUGGAGGUGUAGGCAGGUGUGCCCAGGCUAAGGCCUGGAAGACUACCCAGGGAAGGUGGCCCAAGAAGAGUGCCCGCUUCCUUCUCGAUCUUCUAAGGAAUGCUGAAAGCAAUGCCCAGUACAAGGGCCUAGAGGUUGAACAGCUGGUGAUUGAGCACAUCCUGGUUCAGCGUGCCCGCCAGAUGCGUCGCCGCACUUAUCGUGCUCACGGUCGUAUCAAUCCCUUCAUGUCUUCACCCUGCCACAUUGAGGUGAUUCUUGCUGAAAAGGAACAAGUUGUUUCCAAGGCACAGGAUGAACCCGUUAAGAAGAAGGUAUCCAAGAAGAAGCUUGCUCGCCAAAAACUCAUGGCUGCCAGGGAAUAACUUGUAACUUCACAAUAAAGAAAAAAAGAC